UGCGGGAGAAAAGCUAAGUUUUCGAAUCGUUCGCUUGAUAAAGUGCCCCAAUUUGGCAUUCAAGACGAAAAAAUACUAAACAAUCUAUCGUUUCAAUCGCAGAGAAUGUCCGUCACACAGCGAGUGCAGCAAUGGGCAACUUUUGCCAGAACAUGGCAUUUAUUUGAUUGCACCUGGCAAAACCCUUUUGAGGCAGCAUCGCUGAUACGAAAACACCUAAUGGGUUUGCAUAAACCCAUAUACCAUCCGAUGAAUGAUUGUGGUGAUCACGUAGUCGUAAUCAAUACCGCCGAAAUUGCACUGCCAGGCGAUGAAUGGAAAAAGCGGGCUUAUUUUCAUCAUACGGGAUAUGCGGGAGGAGCAAGCUGGACGCUUGCAUGGCAGCUGCACGAGAAAGAUCCAACGAUGAUCAUGAAAAAAGCCGUUUACCGCGCGAUGAAGGGUAACCUGCAAAGACGCCAUACGAUGCAGAGGCUUCAUCUGUUUAAGAGCGACGACGUUCCCAAAGAAAUUUUAGAAAAUGUAACCAACCAAAUACGGCAACCUCGCCGUGUCCCUGAGCGCUUGGAUCUUAUGGACCAGGAAACUGUCCGCAACUUCCCCAAAAUAAUGGACUACCCGAAGGACUACAUUCUUCGAUGAGUGCUUUUCAUUCAGUCAUUCG
Anopheles nili is the source of this 664-nucleotide messenger RNA. RefSeq names its product 39S ribosomal protein L13, mitochondrial (gene mRpL13). Bases 106 to 642 code for a protein of 178 amino acids. Gene Ontology annotation, biological process: negative regulation of translation; translation. NCBI's taxonomy places the organism in Eukaryota, Metazoa, Arthropoda, Insecta, Diptera, Culicidae. Gene Ontology annotation, molecular function: structural constituent of ribosome; mRNA binding. The transcript has 4 exons. Gene Ontology annotation, cellular component: ribosome; mitochondrial large ribosomal subunit. The record is from RefSeq and is a predicted model, not a curated record.